This is a messenger RNA of Nerophis ophidion (straightnose pipefish), 741 nucleotides long. Its product is annotated as glutaredoxin-related protein 5, mitochondrial-like. The transcript is spliced from 2 exons. NCBI's taxonomy places the organism in Eukaryota, Metazoa, Chordata, Actinopteri, Syngnathiformes, Syngnathidae. The coding region runs from base 101 to 571 and encodes 156 amino acids. The record is from RefSeq and is a predicted model, not a curated record.
CAAGACGUACCGACGUCGUCGUGUAUUUCCGGUCUCGUUCCUCCCGGGUCGUGUCGUCCAACAACAGACCAAAUUAACUUCCAUUCAAGUAUUAAACGCCAUGAAUAGCUUAAUAAGAUACACCGCUCGGUGUCUACGGUCCGGGGCGCAGUAUUCCCCGCAUGUAGACGCCAAAGGAAGCUGGUGGACAACCUCUAGCCGGCUUCUGUGCGCGGCGGCGGGGGCGCAAAAGGACGUCGACGUCAUGGUGAAGAAGGACAAGGUGGUUGUCUUCAUGAAGGGGACACCCGCGCAGCCAUUGUGCGGCUUCAGUAACGCCGUCGUGCAGAUCCUCCGGAUGCACGGCGUGGACGAGUAUGCCGCGUACAACGUGCUGGACGACCAAGAACUUCGAGAAGGAGUCAAAGUCUUCUCCAAUUGGCCGACCAUCCCUCAGGUGUAUUUCAACGGCGAGUUCGUGGGCGGCUGCGACAUCCUCCUGCAGAUGCACCAGAACGGCGACCUGGUGGAGGAGCUGAAGAAACUGGGCAUCCGCUCCGCGCUCAUGGACGCCGACAAAGACUCCAAGUAGAAGACGUUUAAAAGUGGCGACACAGCAGCGGACGUUUUCACCAGGUUGGAUCGCACUUUCCAGACAAAAUGUCAUCACUCUUCUGACUGACAAUGUGUGCUGAGGGUGAAAUCUAUUUUUAUUUUACUGAACCUGACCUGUCAUUUAAUAACAUUAAAUCAGUAAGAGCA